Molecule: messenger RNA, 828 nt
Organism: Cooperia oncophora
Lineage: Eukaryota; Metazoa; Nematoda; Chromadorea; Rhabditida; Trichostrongylidae
Source: the annotation of a GenBank genome assembly
AUGGCAACAGGGAAGGAGGAGGCUGAGACGACAUUGGUCGAUUACUUUGUAGUAGCUGGAUACGAUCCCGAUGUUGGCCUUGUGAUUGAUUCCACUUCUGAGGACUGUGUGUGGGAAGGAGAAAAUGGCUUAAUCCCCAAUUCUGAAGAUCGUCGACCACCCCUGCAGAGGUCCUUCGUAGCCAAAAUCUUACACCACUUCCCCCAGAAACGGGCAGGCGCUCCAUUUUCCGAUGAAGUGCUGUCGUUAUGCAUGCCGAAGGGUCUUCGUUUCUACACAGAAAAGGACGUGCCGUUGAACGUCUCCCUUCAUACUUUUGCGAAUAUUCGGGAAGAUGGCAGUCGCAUCAAUGGGACAGUAAUAACUUAUUACGAGGAGGUAAAAGAUCCUCGUAUCUGUGAGGCCAUGUCGCUACUGCACACCGAGCAUGUGCGAAAGCUAACAGCCGGUGAACCUCCACUUGAUCGAGAGCGAACCCAUGUACCUCCGGGGACUGUUUCAGGUGGCACCCACACGUUACCGCGGGGACGAAGAAAUAGAACGAAACGUAUCUCCUACUACGAUGGCGGCGGCCACAACACCUUAUUUAUGAGCAAGGCGCUAUGUCUCAUCACUCGAUUGCCCUUGGUGUAUUCGACUACAACGAUUCUCAAAGCAAUAUAUGAAGUGCUAGCUAGUGCCUCUCAACCACUUUUGCCACUGGAAAGUUAUAUCUACUGGAUUCUGAACGAAAUACCGCUUCCUUCGCCUGGGACCACAUUAAAGGUUAACUAUACAUUAUCCGAUUUCUCUGAUUCUUUUUACCUGCCUCAAAGUGACGUUUUCUAA